AUGAAAUUUGUAUUGCUCUUAUUUCUAACCAUAUUCGGUAUUAGUAAUGGAAUGCGACUUCAAGCAGUUCGGGCUAAAGGUCAAUUAAAAUGUGGUGAUAAGCCAGCAACAGGUGUAAAAGUUAAGCUGUGGGAUGAAGAUGAUGGACCGGAUCCGGAUGAUGUAUUGGAUGAGAAUGAAACAGAUAGUAAUGGAAAUUUCGAUCUUGAAGGCAGUACUCGAGAAGCGACAAGUAUUGAUCCAGUACUUAAAAUCUAUCAUGAUUGUGAUGAUGGUAUUAAACCUGGUAAAAGAAAAAUUAAGUUACGUAUACCGGAUCAAUACAUUUCUGACGGUUCUACUGCAAGGAAAAUUUUCAAUGCUGGUAUACUAAAUUUGGAAACAAUAUUUCCGAAAGAGGAACGUGACCUAAUAUAA
This is a messenger RNA of Cercopithifilaria johnstoni, 417 nucleotides long. The record is from the annotation of a GenBank genome assembly. NCBI's taxonomy places the organism in Eukaryota, Metazoa, Nematoda, Chromadorea, Rhabditida, Onchocercidae.